Messenger RNA from Bathycoccus prasinos, 1284 nucleotides. Its product is annotated as fatty acid desaturase, type 2. Lineage: Eukaryota; Viridiplantae; Chlorophyta; Mamiellophyceae; Mamiellales; Bathycoccaceae. The transcript is spliced from 2 exons. The coding region runs from base 1 to 1284 and encodes 427 amino acids. The record is from RefSeq and is a predicted model, not a curated record. Gene Ontology annotation, molecular function: oxidoreductase activity. Gene Ontology annotation, biological process: lipid metabolic process.
AUGAUGUUGAAUACUGCAUCACCUUCAUGCUAUUCUUCGAAAGUGCAACAUCUGAGUAAAUCACGCGGUAAAUUACCUGCAUCAUCUAGGCUUCUUAGACCGAAAGGGAAGGCUCGUGAAAAAAAAAAGUUUUUUGGUGUAACGUCAUCGAUUUUGGAUAAAAGUUCUCUUCCGCUGUCGGGGCUACAGGGCAAAGCUAUUGUAUUCCCACCCAAGGAUGAAUUUCCGAGCAGAUCUGAAGUCCUUUCAAACAUACCUGACGAGUGUUUCAAAAAAGAUACGAUGAAAUCUCUUGCGUAUACUGUUCUUUCCACAGUUUUAACUGCGUUCUGUGGAGCACUUGCUUUUGCAUUUAUCCCUUUAGAACUGUGUUGGUUGCCAGUUUGGUUGAGCUAUGCUGCCGUAACCGGGACAAUUGCAACUGGAUGUUGGGUGAUCGCUCAUGAAUGUGGACAUAACGCUUUCAGUGAGAAUCGCAUACUCCAGGAUUUCGUUGGAUAUUCUUUGCACUCACUCUUAUUAGUACCAUAUUUUUCUUGGCAAAGGUCACACGCUGUUCAUCACAGUAGAACCAAUCAUUUAACAGAGGGUGAAACUCAUGUUCCAUAUGUUAAGGGUGAAGUAAAGGGUGACUUAAACCUGAAUGCACGAAAAGGAUUAGGAGAAGGUCUAUUUACUUUCAUUCAACUCCUCACACAUUUAGUAUUUGGGUGGCCAGCAUAUUUGAUUACUGGUGCUACUGGUGGCAGUGCACGUGGAAUCACAAAUCAUUUUUUACCUUGGAUAAAUACAGGAGAGCUAGAGUUGUUUCCCCGGAAGUUGGAAAAAAAAGUAAUCUUUUCUCUCGGUUAUUGGGUUUAUUGUUGUGGUGUGCAACCCUUUGUUUCACUUUACCUUGGACCAUAUAUAUUUGUGAAUAUUUGGCUGGUCCUCUAUACAUGGCUUCAACAUACCGACACAGAUGUUCAGCAUCUUGCAGCCGAGGAGUGGAGCUAUAUUAAAGGCGCAUUCUUGACUAUCGACCGUCCUUAUGGUGCUGUUUUUGAUUUUCUACACCAUCGAAUUGGGAGCACUCACGUUGCACAUCAUAUUGAGUGCUCGAUUCCACACUAUAAGGCACAGUUGGCAACUUCAGCUUUGAAGUCAAAAUAUCCAAACUUCUACUUGUAUGAUCCGACCCCGAUUUGGUCAGCACUCUUGCGUGUAGCCUCUUUAUGUGUGGCUGUUGAGAAGCGUGGGGAAGGUCGUGAUACAAUGUGGACAUUUACAUCAAGUGCAUCAUAA